UCAUUCAGAAUAAUUUAUAGAUAAAUAUAGAAAGAAGUUAGAAGAUACAGAGCAAGUAUUUAUUAAACAAGUAUUUUAUGGCACAUAUAGAUAUGAAAAAUUUUUAAAAAUAAUAACAGAUGCAUUAUUUGAAAAUUAUUCAAGUUAAACAAACCGAAACGAUGCAAUUUUAUAUAAUAUUUUUGGAUAUUUAAUAUGUUUUAGAUUAGAUGAAUUACCUUUUGUUGAAUUUAAGAAAAUGGUUUUGUCUCAGGAGCCUGUAAAAAUGAAUGUUUUUCUUUAGUUUUUAUUCGAUUUAGAGAAAGUAAAUAAGUAUCUAAGGGAAAAAUGGAUAUAAAUUUAUGAUAUUUCCUAUAUCGAUAAUUAAAUAAUAACAUAGGCUCUAGAAGAAAAACUACCUUUAAUGGCAGAUAUUUUAGGACAUUUAUCAUAAAAAGCUACAGGGAAAAAAAGUGAUUUGGUUAAUACGUUAGAAUAAACACUUUCUUUAUCAGAAAAAAAUAACAAUAAUUAAAAUUUGCAAUAAAAAAAAGAAAUAACUGUACCUAUACCUUUCAAUUUGACAAAACCUAAACCUAAAGCAUUACCUGAACCAAUAAAAAUAGAGAAAAAAGUAAAGGCUAAUCCUAUUCCUCAAACUAUUUUUAAAACUAACAUUGAAUAAAUUAAUUAGAAAGGUAAAGAAAGAUUAGAAAAUAUUAAAAAAUAAGUUGAAUAAGAAUAUAAAGAAUCUAAAAUUUAAAAAUUCGAAUUCUAAUUAGAUAAGAGACCUACAAAUAUUUAAAAAAUAUAUCAAGAAGUAGAAGAAAAACUUAAUUAAGAACUUUAGUUUGAGAAAAAAAAUUACAGACCUCCGCCAACAUUUAAAGAACCUGUAGAAAUUAAGCAUAAUAUAGCUGCAAUAUUAAGGGAAGAUGCUAAAAUAAAAUCUGUUUAAGAACAAGAGGCGAAAAGAUUAAAAGAUUUAGAAUGGAAUAUGAGAGAUUCAGCUGAAUUUGAAAAUUGGAAAAAAGAAAUGAAAUAUAAAGAAUAAAUAGAAAUAUUAGAAUAAUAAUAAAGGACUAAAAUAGAAAUGGAGUUAGCUAGAGAAGGUGCUAUGAAAGCUUUUAAUGAAAAAAUAGAAAAAAAUAAACUUUAAGUACUUGAUAUGAAAGAUGAGUAGAAAAGAAAUCAGGAAGAAAUAAUAAAGAAAAAAGAAGAAAAUAUAUUGGAGAAUAAAUAAGUGGUUUUAAGUGUUUAAGAAACAAGGGAUAAUGCAAGUAAAGAAAUAGCUAAAUUAAUAGAAAAAAAGAAACUUUAGGCUGAUGAAUUAAAAUAGAAAAUAGAAGAAGAAUUGAGCAAAAUAAAAGAAGAAGAAGAAGUAGAAAGAAAAAAAAAAGAAGAAAUAAUUCGAUAAAUUCGGGAAUUAUAAAAAUAACCAAAAUAAAGAACUAAAGGAUUCGACCCAACAGAGACUAUGGGUUAUGGUCUUUUAUAAGAAAUGUCCCUUGUUUAAUUAAGGGAGAAAUUAAAUGAGAUGAAAAUAAUAAAAGAAAUUGAAAAAGAAUAGAGAAGAGAAAAUAACUUGAAAAAAAAAGACGAGAAAUUACAAGAUAUAGAAGUUAAAGUAUAGGAAAUAAAAGAAAACAGCGAAAUGAGUCUUUCUAAUGCUAAAACUAAACUUGAAUAAUCGAAAAAAUUAUAAAAUAAAAAGAAAAAACAUGAUGAUUAGUAAUUGUAACUCCCAGGACCGAGAUAUGAUGCAAUUAAUUCUAUUACUGAAUAAAAAGACGAGGAGGAUGAACAUAAAUGA
Messenger RNA from Ichthyophthirius multifiliis, 1792 nucleotides. RefSeq lists its product as hypothetical. The transcript is spliced from 4 exons. NCBI's taxonomy places the organism in Eukaryota, Ciliophora, Oligohymenophorea, Hymenostomatida. The record is from RefSeq and is a predicted model, not a curated record.